Peniophora sp. CBMAI 1063 is the source of this 1809-nucleotide messenger RNA. The record is from the annotation of a GenBank genome assembly. Lineage: Eukaryota; Fungi; Basidiomycota; Agaricomycetes; Russulales; Peniophoraceae.
AUGGCCCAAACCGGCCUUCUCUUGGCCCAGCCAGUCGAAACCAUCAUUGGCAUUCUAGAGGUUUGUGAUUAUGAAGAGUUGGUCGCUUGCAUGUGUACUUGCAAGUACCUCAAGAAUAUCAUCGUGUCCCAUGAUAGCUUGCAGUAUACUCUAUCCCUCGCGGCCGCUGGCCUCGAUGAGAACUCGAUGGACUUCACGAAAACGCUCACGAGUACUGAGAAGCUCUCCCGAGUACAUGAGUACCUGCAGUGUGGCGCUCGUGGAGGACAGCUCGAGCAGUAUGCCGACGUAAGGGGUGGUGCCUUGCACGACAUUCAGCCUCAGAACGGGAUCUUCUUUAUUCGACCUUUGUCGAGCCCGAGCUUUCGAUUCACUAGUUACCCUGGCGCAAGGCGCUCGGUGGCGAUGGACCCUCCGGACGACUGGCCUGUCAAAUGCAAGCUGGGCGGAGCACUCGAUUACGUUGUCGACUUUGAGCACGAUCUCUUAGUCGGGUACCCCACGGUCAUGGGCUUGGGGCACGCUGUGAUGCCACGUCUCGUCUUUUUAUCACUCUCCACCGGGCUACCACAUCCACUCGCCGUCGGAGGACGAGGCAGCCUUCCGAUUCCCGUCUACUUUCGCGGUUUCGGGAUGAACACCGUCCAAGUGUGCGGUCGGCACUUGUCUUUCUUUUGCCACCGACUAGAACCCCGCAUAGUGGACGGACAGCCCCGCUACGAUCGCGCCCACGAGGUCAUGGACUGGCGAACGGGACAGACACUCUCAAUUAUACCACACUUCGGACCAAUCGAGGCAGAGCCCCAGGAUGGCCAUGGGAUCUUGGUGGCGGAAGACGCAUUCCUUCGUGCGGUUACGCGUACCACCCUGGAUUCGAACAGCGUGGAGCAAGACCUCGCCAUACAGGUUAUGCCUAUAGUCCCGCAUCACGACACAACCAGCUUUGUCUCAGGAGCGGGCGACAGACCGCGAUUCGGGAUAAAUCAACAGGACAAGCUUCCAUAUCCAUGUGCCUACUCUUUCCAACUUCCGAAGCUGCCUCAAUCCAGAAUCGCCACGCUCUUACCGGGACCGCAACUCGACAAGCCUUCCUUUUCCAUGCAAGGGUUCUCUUCGGACGGCAAUAGCCUUUUAGCCUUUCGCAUUGCAGUGGAUGCUCACCACGAUCCAGCAUGGAUCAUGCAAAACGCGGAUACGGACGUCUACCUCUUCAUCCAUGUCGACGCCCUCCUCAAUUUGGCGCGCUCGCUGCCUGGGUUGCCACCCACGAUGUGCAUGGAUAUGAAGUGGCCCGCAUGGCAGCACUGCGCGCGUCUCGUCGUGCCGCCUCGUCUUCCCCAUCCCGCGCUUUCUUGGGAACCUGCGAUGUGGUCUUCAGCCAUGCGCAACGGUCUAUACAUUCACGUCGACGAGGCUAUGGAGAACCAGCCGCCGCUGCCUGCAGAGCUUUGGGGCGACUCGGACUAUCAGAAGACCGUAUAUGCGCUCGACUUCCACCCGCGUCGGGCGCGCUACUUGCAACAACAGACAGAGCAUCAUGCCGAGCCACUCUUACUCGGUCCUGUGGGCACCAUGCAGGGCGUACCCAUCUUCGCCGACACGAACGUAUCGCCGGGGAAGCUCGCUUGCUCCGAGUUCCAGCUCAAGUACCCGCGUCAGGUGACGGACAUGCGAACGAAGUUGCCUUUUGGUAUGACGGAGGAUGGAGCACUGUUCUUCGGACAUGUUCAGGAUGCAGACGGAAGUCUUAAGCAUGUGCAUAUACUCUCGGCCAUCGCGCCGCAGACGAACGUCUGGUCUUCUCCCUGA